Messenger RNA from Achroia grisella, 1622 nucleotides. RefSeq names its product alpha-(1,3)-fucosyltransferase C-like. The record is from RefSeq and is a predicted model, not a curated record. Gene Ontology annotation, molecular function: alpha-(1->3)-fucosyltransferase activity. Gene Ontology annotation, cellular component: membrane. Bases 321 to 1622 code for a protein of 433 amino acids. NCBI's taxonomy places the organism in Eukaryota, Metazoa, Arthropoda, Insecta, Lepidoptera, Pyralidae. The transcript has 2 exons.
UUAUACAGAUAAGAUUAUAUUACAAAGUUUCAAUCACAUUACGUGUUUAUACUUCAAAAGCAAUUCGUAAUUGAUUUUGACUGCAUAAAAAUAAACAAUAUUGACCUGCACAUAUUAGAGGUUAAAGAAUAUAUUUUAAAUCAACGAGAAAGAAAGCUUUUUGGAAUAUAUAGAAAGUAAUGGACACAGAAUAAUGCAUAUGUUAUGAAAUCUCAAUAAGUCUGUUUAUUAUUUUGAAUGUAAUCAUCCUUAGAAGCAUAUUUGUAUGCACAAUACACAAUGCCUAAUUGUACACAUUAUCAUGGACACAUUUCUACAAAAUGCACUCGUCUUCAGUACAAUCAAGGCGUCACAAGUUCUUAAGAAAAUUUUACUAUACAAUUGCUAUCAUAAUAGCAUAUGUUACUUUUUAUUAUGCACAUACUCAUUGUAAAUACCAAUCGCCUAAUAACACAAUCGCUGUAAAAGUUAUAAACAAUUACAGCAUAUAUUAUUUACAAAAUCACACGACACAGGUCGCAGUUAACAAACCAAAACUAGAAACGAAAUACAUACUUCUGUGGACAAAUCCACAUAAUUCCCCAUUCGUGUAUUUUGGUAAUGGAAGUGCAGUGUUUGAAAAUAAAAAGUGUCUGUGGAAAAAUUGUUACGUUACUGGAGACAGAAAUUAUUUAGGAGACUACAGCGAAUUCGACGUAAUUGUCUUUAAUGGACCGCAGUUGAACCAAAUAUUAAACUAUUAUGACAUACCAAAGAAACGUCUCCUAUCUCAAAAGUACGUAUACGCUAAUGUAGAAUCAGCCGCUACUUAUCCCAUUUGUUCAGAUAUAUGGAAUGAUUUUUUUAAUUGGACUUGGACCUACAGACUUGAUUCCGACUCCAUUUGGGGGUAUAUUUCGGUGAGGAACGCAACCGGGCAUGUCAUAGGACCCAAUGAGAUAAUGAAUUGGAUAAAUAUAUCCGACAUGGAUGAUAUUGAUGAAAAACUAAAGUCUAAGUUGAAAUCCAAGAAGAAACUGGUUGCAUGGUUUGUUUCUAACUGCGACAGUAUGAGUUUAAGAGAGGAGUAUGUAAAAAUUUUUCAACAAGAAUUGCGUAAAUAUAAUUCGGAUGUCGAUAUAUUUGGCAGUUGUGGAAAACAUCAGUGUCCCCGUGAUAUAAUGCCCCGGUGUCUAGAUGUCUUAGAAAGAGAUUACUAUUUUUAUUUCGCUUUCGAAAAUGCUAUUAGUCAGGAUUACGUAACGGAGAAAAUUUUGUACCCUUUAAAUCACAAUACAGUUCCAGUAGUCUUUGGCGGCGCAAACUAUACAAGAUUUAUGCCACAUGGAAUUUAUUUAAAUGCUCGAGAAAUGGAACCAAAAGUACUUGCCAAGACGAUGUAUGAUAUUACACGAAACUUUGAAGUGUAUUGUAAGUUUUUUAGAUGGAAAAAGUAUUAUUCUUAUCAUUUUAGACAUGAAAUUCCAGAUACAGAUGAUUAUUGUAAUUUCUGUGCAGUGAUUAACAAUGAUAAUCUAAUUAAAACUACAACAGUAUACAAAGAUUUUGAUAGAUGGUGGGCGGGUAAUGAUACUUGUUUUUCAAAUAAUGAUGAUCACUUAUACGAAGAUAAAACAAUUUAG